AUGUCUACUUCACAUGGCUAUUUAUUUUCCAUUGCUAUGAAAGAGGAUAAACAAUCUCAAAAUAAUGAUGAAGCAUCAUCGAACUACAAUUUUGAUCGUUAUCAGAAGUCCAAGUGUUCUGGAAUGUCAUAUCGUCAGCUUGGAAAGACAUUUAUUAAUGUUUCAACUAUGGCAUUUAGAUGUGGAGUAAUGGGUGGAUUAUUUGGUGAUUUUAAAGAUUCAUUGGAUAAACUUCUAAAUGAAGCAUUGAGAAAUGGUGUAAAUUAUAUCGAUACUGCAUAUUGGUAUGGUCAAGCAGAUCCGAAGAACUUCUUGGACAACCAAAACAAUCUUUGGCGAAUCGCUGCAAGCACUACGAAACGAAUAGCUAAACUUACUGGAAAAGCAAAAUAUAUUGGCUUAGCCUUAUAUACACUUCGAAACAUUGUCUACGUAAUUGAAAACACUGACUUAAAAAUGGAUGUUGUGAUGACUUAUGGACGAGCAAAUUUUUGCGACAAUUCAUUGGGUGAAUAUAUACAACGACUUAAGUUGAGUAGGCAUUGUGAAUGGUGCACUAUUAUCGAUGGGCCUUCUCACAAACAAUGGACCACCAGAUUGGCAUCCUGCACCAUCACCUGUCUUUCAAGCUGUCUCCUGUUGCAAGGUUAG
Messenger RNA from Brugia malayi, 651 nucleotides. RefSeq names its product galactose dehydrogenase, putative (gene Bma-mec-14). NCBI's taxonomy places the organism in Eukaryota, Metazoa, Nematoda, Chromadorea, Rhabditida, Onchocercidae. Gene Ontology annotation, molecular function: oxidoreductase activity. The record is from RefSeq and is a predicted model, not a curated record. The transcript is spliced from 6 exons. Bases 1 to 651 code for a protein of 216 amino acids. Gene Ontology annotation, cellular component: cytosol.